Molecule: messenger RNA, 1779 nt
Organism: Ostrinia nubilalis (European corn borer)
Lineage: Eukaryota; Metazoa; Arthropoda; Insecta; Lepidoptera; Crambidae
Product: dynein regulatory complex subunit 3
Exons: 9
Coding region: 64-1728 (554 amino acids)
Cellular component (GO): cilium
Molecular function (GO): protein binding
Source: RefSeq, a predicted model, not a curated record
UCAAUCAAUAAUAACAACAACAAAGCUUAUUUCCUUGCACACUUUAUUACCUACUAUUCAAUAAUGGGUGAAAAGAAGAACUUAAAUUGUUUAAUUAUACAUCCAGACAUCGAGCCAGGUGUUAUAGACAAUGCUAUGCUUACGCGAUGUAUUUUGGAAUACGGCCCCACUGAGGAAGCUGGAAGGCUGUUUGCUGAAGAAGGAGUCCACCUAGACGAAGCUCCUGUGGUGCGCCUUGAAUUCCAAAACAUUUUAAGAAUAGACCAUCUCUGGAUGCUCACGUCUCUCACAAAACUGACUCUAGCCCAUAACUUGAUAGAAAGAAUCGAAAACCUAGAGCAGCUGACCGGCCUUAAUGAGUUAGAUUUAUCCUUCAACAAAAUAGAGAAAAUAGAAAAUCUUGAUGCGCUGGUGAACCUCGAAGUGCUGACUCUAUUCCACAAUAAAAUCAGGAAGAUGGAGAAUUUGGAUUGUCUGGAAAAAUUACUCGUAUUCAGUAUCGGCGAUAAUUUGAUUGAGGAUUAUAAAGAGAUGGCUUACAUGCGCAGAUUUCGAAAACUUCGUUCAGUGAGCUUCAAAGGAAAUCCAUGCUGUGAUGACCCAAUGGCUUAUCAGUUUCUUAAAUCAGCACUCACCAGAGUCACGUAUUUGGAUUACAAACUUGUCACCGAGGAAGAAAGGGAAUAUGGAAGGGCUUUAUUCAGAGGGCUGCUAAGAAAACUGGAUGAACAGGAUGAGAAAUCAGAAAAAGAGAGACUCGCCAAAGAAGAAUACGAGGCCAAAGUGGAAUUCUACGCCCUUUCCUUCGUCGAGUAUUUGAGUGGACCGGAGCUGUUGGAGUCAAUGUUUGAGAAAGACCCUGACGGCUCGUUGCUGCUGCAAGUGGGCGGAGAACUCAUAGGAUUUUAUGAACAAUACAAAGAACAAUAUGUAGAAACGAUGGCAGGGUUAGUGGAAUUCGCACAAGGAGCUUACACUACUAGACAAAACGAAAUCAAACUCUUCAAGGACCUUGUGGACAAUGCCCUGGAAGACAGCGUUCAGAAGAGCAAAGAUGUUGUAUCAAACUUCGAAGCAAAGAAGAAACCGUUAGUAGACCAGAUGAACGAGAUAAUCCGCAAGUUUACCUCUAAGCAGGCGACGAUAGAACAGCUCGAGCCCCAGUUGAUGGACUUGGGGGAAGCGUUUAACGACGCGUUGUACGAACUGUGGAAGAGCCUGAUGAGUAUUGAGAUGCAGCUGUAUGAAAGAUGCGAGGAGUCCCGAGUCCAGUUCUCGGUGAACAUGACCGAAAUGAUCACGAAGUUGAUGGAGGUGUCUCGUAAUGCGUUCGGCGCGUGGCGGGAGAACGAGGGCGUCUGGUCCAUGAGGCAGUUCGAGUCGCUGUCCAAGCUGCUGGGAAACAAGAUCAUGCUGGGCGAUGCGCCGCCGGAGCUCUUUGAGAUAAUGAUGGACCGCGACGCCAUGAUGAAUCUGGUGGCGCAGUCGUCGGACAACCACAUGCGCUUCAUCGACGCCCGCGAGGAUCUGCUGGUGACCCGCGCGAACAACUGGCGCGACGACCUGGUGCAGGGGGCUAACGAUAACGAAGUAAAGCGCAACCGGGACCGUAUACUGGAGAUAAACUUCUUCAUCGACAACCAAAGGGAGGAGUGGACCGAUAUGCAGAUGGGCUUGACUGAGGCAGUGGACCCUGAGACGGCGGCUUUGCUCGGCGACGACUUUUGAAUGCCUUCAUUAUUUAUUUCGUAUUUUAAAUAUAAUUUUAUACGGUCGAAA